AUGAGAAAAUAAGCAGAAUAUGAACUAUAUAAACGUCUUAAGUUAUUAGGCGAAGGAUCGUUUGGGAAGGCGUAUUUGGUGGAGUGUCUGUAGGACAAGUAGAUAUUGCUUUUUAAUUCUUAGGUCUCUGUGGGUCACCAAAUACAUGGAUUUAGCUGCAAUGACUCCUUAGGAGAAGGACGAAACCUUGAGAGAAUCUAAAAUCCUUGAAUUUCUAUCCCAUCCUAAUAUUGUGAAGUUUAGAGAAGUUUAUAAAACAAAAAAAGCGAGAUUGUGUAUCGUUAUGGAGUAUGCUGAUGGUAAAUAUAAUAUAAAUUCCUAGGUGGUGAUUUGGCAUAAAAAAUCAAGGAGGCCAAAGGCAAAUACUUUUCUGAAGCUCAAAUUUUAGAUUGGUUUACCCAAUUAUGUUUGGCUAUUAAACAUGUUCACGAUAGGAAGAUUAUUCAUAGAGAUUUAAAAGGACAAAACAUUUUCCUGACCAAAGAAGGCCAAAUUAAAUUAGGAGAUUUUGGAAUAGCUAAGAUUUUGAAAAAAACAUUCGAGAAAGCUAAGACAAUGGUUGGGACACCUUAUUAUAUAAGUCCUGAAAUAAUAGAAGGCAAGCCUUAUACAUUUAUGACUGAUAUAUGGUCAUUGGGAGUCAUACUAUAUGAACUGUGUGCUUUGUAACCGCCUUUCAAUGCCGAAUCACUACAUUUUCUAGCUUUAAACAUCGUUAAAGGACAAUACAAACCUAUUCCUUCUCAUUAUUCUAAAGAAUUGAAGUAGCUUAUCUAAUCAUUAUUGCAACUUGAUUAUCGAAGAAGACCUACAAUCUAAGAAAUUUUAAGUACUGAUUAAUUUCCUAUUCAUAGAAAUGCCAGUCAUUACAAAUAGAAUUAAAAGCUUUUUAAGUGAGACCAUUUAGAAAUAAGAAUUUUCACACACUAUUUUCCACAAUAAAGUGUUUGAAGUCAAAGGAAAUUUAAGUUAAGUGAAUUUUAUAUUGAAUGAAUAACCAUGUCCACCUUAAUACUUGGAACAAAAUGCCAAGAACUUGUAAGAGUUUCCCAACAUAGCUAAAAAACCUUCCGUUUAAGAAUUCGAUGCUGUUCGACCUCCAUAACUGUCAAAAUAAUAAUAACCACCCUCGUCUAGGUAACCUGAUCCUUAAAAAGAUGCACCUAAAAUAAUAUAAUAAGAAUAAUAAUAAAAACCAUAGGAAAUACCAAAAUAAAUUGAUGUUCCAAGAAAAAUCGAUCCCAUCACAAAGAAUUCGCCUUUGAUAUAAAAAAAGGAUGCUUAAAAAGCAACUCCGCCAUAGAAGGAAAUCAGAAAGCAAUCUCCAUAAUAAAAAUAUAAUUCAAGACCCAAUAGUGAUUAAGAAAAAUAAUAAAGAAGCGAGCCAUGCAAAUUUGAUGCCUAGGAGUAAAAGAAGCACUCAAAUAGCAAUGAACAACCAAAACAUUAAUAAAAAAUUGAAUAGCCAAGGUUAGAUUAUUUUCUAUUCAUUUAGACCUCCAACUGCUCCUAAAGAAAAGCCAAAACAUCAAGCAGUCCAAUAAAGGCCUUAAAGUUCAAAGCCACAAAUUUAAGAGUAAAAAGUGGUUUAGAAAGUGAGCAUUGAAAAGAAGAGGCCCAUAAGUGUGGACAAAUCUCCAACUGCCCAACAAUAAUAAUAAAAGCAAUAGCAAUUAGAAUAGUAACGCCAAGAAGAAAGGAUUCGUUUGUUAAAAUUAAAAUAACAAUAGGAGUAAUAAGAGAAAGAAAAGAAAGAAAAGAAAGAGAAGGAACAAUAAAUUUAAUAAGAAUAAUUGCUCGAGAAAUAAAGGCAAUAUGAAAAAUAAUAAUAGUUGGAAAAGUAAUAAAAAGAAAAAUAAUAAUAAUUGGAAAAAUAAUAACAAUUAGAGAAAUAGAAGGAAUAAGAUAGAAUAAAGUAAGAAGAAAAACAGAAAAAUGCUCAAAAUUAAUAAAACCAAAAAAUUGAUGUUAAUAAGUAAGAUUAAUAAAAAUAAAAUUUGGAAAGAUAACCAUCAUAAAAAUCAUCUCAAUUAGAUAGCAAAUAAAAUGAAUCAAAGUCACAGUUGAAAUUAAAAGCUGACUAACUACAAAAGAUUGAAAAGAAUGGCAAAGACUUUGCUCUUAUGCUUAAAGAACUAGAAGGAUUGGUAUAAAUUAAAUUUAAUUAAGAUUAAUAACAUUAAUAAUGCUAUUGAUAAAUUUCCAAGUUAAGGUGGCAAAGAAAAUUAUUUUGAUUUUAGCUCUAUUUAGACUAUGUAGAUGGAAGAUAGAGAGGAUGAUGAGGACGAACCAACUAUUUAAUUCGAGAAGAAAACGAAAGAUGGUCUAAAGUAAAUAUCAAAGGAAGAGGAGGAAUGUUUAGAAAUGUUAAAUAAGCAAGAUUAAAGACCAUCUACUUUAAAAUAAAAAUUAGAAAAUGCUCUUGGAGUAGAAAAGAUGAACAAAGCAAAAAACAUUCUGAAACAAGCUGUAAUUUUAUUAUUUAUGAAUAGCUAGAGGAACUGGAUUUAGAAAAAAUGGAAGAAUAAUACGGACCGAAUUAUGAGAAAUUAUUACCAUUUUUAACUUUUGAAGAAAGAAAAAAAUAUGCACCACUCUUAUUUACUCAUAUUAUAGCUGAAUGA
Messenger RNA from Paramecium octaurelia, 2624 nucleotides. NCBI's taxonomy places the organism in Eukaryota, Ciliophora, Oligohymenophorea, Peniculida, Parameciidae. The record is from the annotation of a GenBank genome assembly.